AAUCAUCAUUCUUGGCUAUGACUUUCAAGAUGGACGAUCUUAUGGUAUUUGAAGUUUGGAAGUAUUUCCUAUUGAUAUUGGUCAUGACUUUAACAAUAAAGUGCUGCGAAGAUGGUACGUUUAGUACAGAAUUUCUGGGCGAUUGUUUACCAUGUCCACUAGAUCCAGAAAACAAUUGCAGUCAUGAAGACCCAAGUGAUGUCAACUCAUGCCUGAAGUCAUGUACAGAUUCAAUGAAGAUGAAGAAUGAGGAAAUUCAUGUAAACGUGACGAAAACUGCACAAAAUAUCAAUAAAUCUGACGAUGAUCAAAUAAUGAAACCAAACACUACAUCAUCAUUCCCUAAUUUCACAACCACAAGUAACUUUACCAAAAUUGAGGCAAAACCAUCAACAAAGUACUCCACAUCGCCAACGAAAAACCCACUUGAAAGAACAGAUAAUGAAAGUUACAUUGGACAUCUCCCUAAAGAUGCUUUCAUGGUGUUAGUAAUGGUUCUUGGUCUUGGUUUAUUUAUUGUCAUGGGUAUAAUACUUCGAUGUAGAUCAAAUCAUCAAAAGACUAAUCGUUCCACCUGUGCAGGGUAUCGCCUUGUAUAUACAAAAAAACAAAAAGAAACUGUAUAGUGUAUACCAACACAACAAAUUUUAUGAACUAAUUGUGAAUGAUCUUCCUUUCUAAGUAUUUUAUUGGUCAACAGUUUGUCAUGUGAGAGUGAAGAAAUUAAGCUGUUUCUUAUUUUACCCCACAAAUAGUUUGAUAGUGAAAAAGGGGUGAUACGUUAUCUACCAAUAGAUAAUGAAAAUAUAACAUUUGUCAUAGUGUGAAGAUGGUACUUUAUGGUGAUGUUAGUCAGCCUCUGAUUCAACCAAAAAGCAAGCUCAUUUUUCAAAAAUUUACUGAGUGUUUCUUAUAUAUUUUAUUUAUAUAUAUUAUUUAAAAAUCAUUAUCAGAGAAUCAGAUUAUGAAUGUAUGAAAGUACCUUAUUUAUUUUGUUGUGACCUUAGUUUUCUUUUCGACAAUUGGUAUACAUAAAUAUAAAAAAUAUUUCUACUGUCUGUUAAUAAACCUUAUGUAUUGUGAUUAUAAUAUAAUUAGAAAAGUAUUUAAAUGACAAAAUAUGUCGUACAUUCAAUCCAAAAAUUUCUGAAAAUACAUAACGUUAUACCUGACAA
Molecule: messenger RNA, 1175 nt
Organism: Xenia sp. Carnegie-2017
Lineage: Eukaryota; Metazoa; Cnidaria; Anthozoa; Malacalcyonacea; Xeniidae
Exons: 2
Coding region: 18-626 (202 amino acids)
Source: RefSeq, a predicted model, not a curated record